Messenger RNA from Klebsormidium nitens, 1614 nucleotides. Lineage: Eukaryota; Viridiplantae; Streptophyta; Klebsormidiophyceae; Klebsormidiales; Klebsormidiaceae. The record is from the annotation of a GenBank genome assembly.
AUGUACGCCCGCUGGGCUAACAUUCUUCGGGAGUACGAGUUCGAGAUCGUUCAUCUAAGUGGUCUCAAGAAUCUUGACGCGGACGGGCUCUCACGCAACCCGAUCCCCUUAGAUCAUGACUGGACCGAUGCUCGGAUGGAUCACACUCCUAGUAACGUCUCUCACAUCGCGGCAUGCUUGGCCCGCCUGAUUGUUGGAUCCGAUAACACUCCGUCAGCUAUGCUGGCCCUCAUUCCUGCCGCUCCUGAGCGUGAGCCGUCUAAUGUUGAUAUGCCCGUCAAGCUCGACCGCAACAUCUGGCAUGAUGCUCCCGUGAUCGAGUUCCUGCGGGUCGGUAGCUACCCACCUGAUGAUUCGAGCCAGGUUCGGGACCGCAUCUGGCGCCGUGCCCAGGGUUAUCACAUCGAGCACGACUUGUUGUGCAGAUGUGUCGACGGCUAUGGGUCAAAGAUUGUGCCCAAGCCCGACCAGCGCGCAAACCUGAUUCGCCGAGUCCACAUGGACAUUGGACACUUCGGGGUCAAGAAGACCUACUCACUGCUCGAGCCCACAUACUCGUGGGUCAGCAUGUUCGGCCAGGUCGAAACUGAGGUCAGCUCCUUCGUCGUCUGUGACCGUGUCAAGGCCACCUUCGAGGUGAAGGGUCCCACACUGAUACCUCUGCCAAUCAUGGGCAUGUUCUACCGUUGGGGUAUUGACUUGUUCGAGAUGCCAAUCAAAUCGACUGCCGGCAAUGAGUACGUGGUUGUGAAGACCGAACAUUCCAACAAGUGGAUCGAGAUCUUUGCUAUACCAGCCAAGAAAGCUGAGUACAUUUGCGAGAAGUUCAUUGAGGUCCUGGCCCGCUUCGGCUGCCAUCCGAGCCGAGACACGUCGCUGGGGGGAUACUCGUACUACCUGCUGUAUGGGCGCCACCUCGUCGUGGGCAUGCGCAUCCGGAACAUUGUGAGCGAGCCCAUCGACCUCGACUCACCCAUGAAGAGCGCCAGGACCCUACGGGACCGCGCUGAGUUGUUCAAGACGGCCAUGCCUAUGGCGUUCGACAACCUGCUGAUCGCCCAGCACAUGGUCCGGUCUAGCGACAUCAAGCCGAAGAUGAAAGGCUUCGAGAAAGGGGACUAUGUCUACCUCCGGCACCAGUCCAAGGAUACCAUGGAAGUCGACAAGGGUCGAAUCAUCUUGCGUGUGAAGCAGUUGCUCAGCACUGGCCGCCUGCUGCUGGAAGGCCGUGAUGGCAAGGCUAUCAAAGAUCAUGUUGAGACCCGUGCGCCCGGCCACAAUCCGAACAUUGAUCCAUGGCAAAACCCAGCAUUUGCUGAGGAAAAGGACCAGGCCUGCGAGGUCUGCCACGAAACGGCUGCAAACCGCCGCACCGGACCCAUGCUUCUAUGCGACAGCUGCGAUUCGGGCUGGCACAUGAAGUGCCUGACACCGCCCGUCAAGAAACCGCCCCAAGGUCGAACUGGUUCUGCCCGCGUUGUCCUCUCAACCGCCCUCAGACCUAAGGCGUGUUGGCACAUACCACACUGCGACUCCCUGGUGUCCGCUCAGUCGAGACGACUUCGCCCAAUAGGGGGGAGGGAUCAUGAUGAUGUGUGUGAUGCAUAUGAGUGA